Carcharodon carcharias (great white shark) is the source of this 6959-nucleotide messenger RNA. It is a transcript of the gene vwa8, whose product is annotated as von Willebrand factor A domain containing 8. Lineage: Eukaryota; Metazoa; Chordata; Chondrichthyes; Lamniformes; Lamnidae. Gene Ontology annotation, cellular component: cytoplasm. The record is from RefSeq and is a predicted model, not a curated record. Gene Ontology annotation, molecular function: ATP hydrolysis activity; ATP binding. The transcript has 45 exons. Bases 35 to 5740 code for a protein of 1901 amino acids.
CCGGCUGCGAAGCCGUCGCCAUCCUGACCCCGAGAUGCAGUCCCGUCUGCUGCUCUUCCCCAGAGGCAGUGGCCCGGCCGCGGUCCUGGCCCUGCGGAGACUCGCCUACAUUGUGCUGAAGCCGCUGAGCGGAGCCGGGUACCCGGCCUUUCCCCGGAUCAGGCGCCUGGAGACGGCGGCAGGUGACACAAUUAGCAUUGGCGAUGUUCAUUUUAAGCUGAAGGAGCCUAAAAACCCUGAACUUGUGCCCUUGAAACACAUGUUGGAACCCAUAUCUCAGUCACUCACACAGCACCUUCGAUGGAUCAUGCAGAAAGAUCUGCUGGGGCAAGAUGUGUUCCUUAUUGGGCCACCCGGUCCUUUACGACGCUCCAUUGCUAUGCAGUAUUUGGAAUUGACCAAGCGAGAGGUAGAAUACAUGGCACUGUCCAGAGAUACCACUGAGACGGACCUUAAACAACGUAGAGAGAUCCGAGCAGGAACAGCCUUUUACAUUGAUCAGUGUGCUGUUCGAGCUGCGACUGAAGGCAGGAUAUUAGUGCUAGAAGGACUGGAAAAAGCUGAACGCAAUGUGCUACCCGUUUUAAAUAAUCUGCUAGAAAACCGGGAGAUGCAGCUGGAAGAUGGUCGUUUCCUUAUGUCUGCAGAUCGCUAUGACAAGCUACUGAAGGAACAUACGAGGAAGGAACUGGAUGCGUGGAAGAUUGUCCGAGUUAGUGAGGACUUCAGGGUUAUAGCCCUGGGUCUACCAGUCCCAAGGUAUCCUGGAAAUCCUCUGGAUCCUCCGCUUCGUUCCAGGUUUCAGGCCAGGGACAUAUAUUGUCUGCCUUUUAAGGACCAGUUGGCAGUCUUGUAUGCUAUUGGACCAAAUGUACCCUCGGAAAGAGUAUCUCAGAUGUUAUCCUUUGCUUCAACCCUCUGCUCUCAAGAGUCCACAACCCUUGGUCUGCCUGAGUUCCCAGUGGAUAACUUAGCAGCUGUCAUUAAAAUCAUGGAUGUGUUUCCCACGCUGUCUGCCCAACAACUGCUCCACAGACUUUACCCAUAUGAUUUAAUGCUUGGGAAAGAAGGUAGAACUGGAGUGGAGGAUGUAUUAAAGACAUUUGAGUUGCUGGGCUCUGCAAGUUCCUCGACCCCAAAGGCAGUUACUGGUAUAAAAGAAAUCAAAGGCCAGACUUUACAGGCCAUAGCCACUGUUCAAAUUGGUGACAAAGAAAUGGCCUUUCAGAUUCCAGUUGGAACAAGACCGUUAAAGUUUCACAAUAGGACACCAAAAUUCAUCCGAACAUCCAGUCAUGACAGGCUCCUGGCAGAGAUAAUGCAGUCGCACAUGGUAAAGGACAUAUGUCUAAUUGGUGGAAAGGGUUGUGGCAAAACUGUGAUUGCUAAGGAAUUUGCUGACCUGCUGGCUUAUAGAAUUGAACCCAUCACACUGUAUCAGGACAUGACCGCCAGAGAUUUACUUCAGCAGAGGUACACUCUUCCUAAUGGAGACACGGCAUGGCGACCCGCACCACUGGUUACUGCUGCCUUAGAAGGAAAGCUCGUUGUCCUUGAUGGCAUUCAUCGCGUCAAUCCUGGAACACUGGCAAUUCUUCAGAGGCUUAUUCAUGACAGAGAAUUGACACUGUAUGAUGGUUCUCGGUUACUCAGGGCAGAUCGAUAUCAAGAACUGAAAAAGGUGCUUUGUCUUUCUGAUGAAGAUCUUCAACAGAGAUUUAUUUACCCCAUCCAUCCAUCCUUCAGGAUUCUAGCCUUGGCCGAGCCUCCGGCGGUGGGCAGUAGCACUCAGCAAUGGCUAGGGUCCGAACUGCUGACUAUGUUCCUGUAUCACAGUGUGAGACCGCUUGCCAUGAAAGAAGAAGCUGAUAUCCUUACAAAAAUGAUUCCGCAUGUCCCGAAAGAGGCUGUUGCACAGCUGUUGCGUUUUACUCACAAGCUUCGGCAGACCAGCGACCCUACAGCGCUGUCUCUGGCUUCAUCACUUUCCACACGACAGUUACUCCGAAUCUGCAGCCGGUUCUCGCACUAUCCAGAAGAAAGUCUGUACCAUGCUGUAAAUAAAGCCUGUCUCUCCAGGUUUUUGCCAAGCCUCGUCCGAUCAACUUUGCAGAAGAAUCUGAAGGAUUCAGGAAUUGAGGCAACAUCUGAUGAUGUGGAGCAACAGGAAAAGGCUAACAUCAGAUGUGAAAUCAAUUCUGGGAUUCUUACAAUUGGGAAGGUUUCUGUUCCAUUGUACAAUCCAGAUGAAAAGAUGAAAGUACCAGACGUUCUCUUUUAUGAAAACACUCAGCACAUGGAGGUGAUGGAAGAUAUGCUCAAGGACUUUCUGCUUGGGGAACAUCUUCUACUGGUUGGAAAUCAGGGUGUGGGCAAAAACAAGAUUGUUGACCAUUUCCUACAUCUAUUGAACAGACCCAGGGAAUAUUUACAGCUUCACAGAGACACCACUGUGCAAAGUCUCACUCUACAGCCAUCAGUUCAACAUGGAGUUAUCACAUAUGAAGAUUCUCCUCUGGUGAGGGCUGUUAAAUUAGGGCAUAUUCUGGUCAUUGACGAGGCCGACAAGGCUCCAACCAACGUCACCUGCAUCUUGAAAACAUUAGUGGAAAGUGGUGAGAUGAUUUUAUCUGAUGGAAGACGCAUUGUUGUUGAUCCCACCAGUGCAGAAGGAAGACCUGAUGUGAUAGUAGUUCAUCCAGAUUUCCGAAUGAUUGUCCUGGCGAACAGACCAGGGUUUCCCUUUUUGGGUAACGAUUUCUUUGGUGCUCUAGGUGAUAUUUUUAGCUGCAAUGCAGUUGAUAAUCCCAAACCCCGAUCUGAACUUGCUAUGCUUCGACAGUAUGGUCCUGAUGUCCCAGAGCCAGUUCUUCAAAAGCUUGUUUCUGCCUUUGGUGAAUUGAGAAAUAUGGCUGAUCAAGGAAUAAUAACCUAUCCUUAUUCAACAAGGGAGGUUGUUAAUAUUGUAAAACAUCUACAGAAAUUCCCUACUGAGGGACUCGCAAAUGUGGUUCGGAAUGUAUUUGACUUUGAUUCCUACAAUGGCGAAAUGCGUGAAAUCCUUGUCAACACUCUGCACAAGCACGGGAUACCAAUAGGAGCCAAGGCUACUAAUAUACAGUUGGCCAAGGAGUUACCUUUGCCGGAGUGUAAAUUCACCAGCCACUGGACUUUCAACCAACCAGAAAGCCGGAAGCUUCUUUGCCCUACAGAGUGUCAGCAGACAACCAUAAAGGGUCCUGUGUACUUGAGGGUCAAGGGAUAUCCCUUAGAACGACAUGAGUCGAGGGGGCUCAGUUUCACAGAGCAACAAGCCCACUGGAGAAUUCCCCUGAAUGAAGUUAAUAUUGUUUGUGAUGUUGCCACAGCCAAAGGUGAAGCCAAAGACUCCAUUUAUGUGGCAACAUGCAAUCCGGUCUCUCUCUACUCAAUGAGUGUGCCUGGCAAUACCAUACACCACAUGGAUUUGUAUGACAUCUUCCCCAGGAAUGCUGGUGGGAUCUGGCAGCCGUUUGUGACAGUGGCUCCAUUAAGUCAACCAUUACAUGACCAAGUCGUGCUUCACGAGGAGCAGAGUAACGUGAUCUUGCUAUUGAACUUGACCAAUGGUGCAGUCAGUCGUAUCAUCUCUGGAAAAGAACAGCAACAUCCCAAGAAAGCACAAUGGUGGGCGAAUAGAGAAGACCAGGAUGUUUACAAAAUGUGCAGGGAAUUUUCUCACAAAAAUUGGCUUGUCUUCUACAAGGAGCAAGGGAAUUUCUUGAAUGUGUUGGAUGUCCUAGAGAGUCGUUCCCAUUCCAUAUCCCUGCCAAUCAAAGUUAAAUCUGUUCAUUUGGUGGCUGAAGACAGAUGGCUACUGGUGGAGAGUAAAACUAACAAGAAGUUCCUCCUGACGAAGCCGAUGCACAUUGAAUCUGACUUGUCUAGAAUUUGUCAGCUGCAUGUGAUUGAUGAAGAGCCAGUCAGCACAGGCUUCGGAAUCACACCAGCCCUGGAGCUCCUAUGCCCCUGUAUGGUGUCAAAGGAAGAGUUACCCUCAGAAAAUUUGAGCAUAGCCCUCGGUCAGAAGAUUGUGUCUCCAAAUCGGAUUCUGUCUGAUAAAAACAGCUACGCAACAAUUGUUGUCGGGUUUCCAGAUCUAAUGUCUCCCAAUGAGGUGUACAUGUGGAAACGAAGAGCUCCAUUGGACAGUACUGGUGCUGGCUCCACAAGGGAUAAGUUCUUCAGUGGGAGCUAUCAGUCUGCGAAUGUGAAACAAACCAACUGCAUAACUCUGACAGGAGCCAACCAGGUGAUUCGAGCUGUUCCUGCUGGAGAAGUGCCUCGAAGUGAAAUCUACCCAAAAGAUACGAAGCCUCCAAACACUGCAGGAUUCUUGGAAGUGACUGAUCUGAACUCCAAGAAGAUUAAGUAUAUUCCCAUUCCAAGUGUGCUUUCCAUCUCUCCAUACACUCAGUGGCUGUCUAAAAUCUCAGACACAGAUGUCCUGAUAGCACCCAUGGGAGCUGGAGGAGUGGUGACGGUGGAUUUGGGAGGGCACGUGAGGGUUUGGGAAACUGGAUUUGAUCAUUUACAGCGUUCCCUGCUUGAAUGGAGAAACAUGAUUGGACAGGAGGAUGGACGACCCCUACAGAUUACUGUAGAGAAGGACAGUGGAUUGGAUGUAACCGCCCCAAAACACGGAAGAGUUGAUAUGGACAACACCCCUCAUGUUGGGGGCAACACGUGGGCAGGAGGAACUGGUGGAAGGGAUACUGCUGGACUCGGUGGGAAAGGUGGUCCCUAUCGUUUGGAUGCAGGGCACAAGGUGUACCAGGUGUCUCAGGCUGAAAAGGAUGCAGUGCCAGAAGAAGUGAAGAGGGCUGCAAGAGAGAUGGCUGAGAAAGCAUUCAAGGAGAGGUUGAAGGAAAUUCAUAUGAGUGAAUAUGAUGCAGCUACAUACGAGAGGUUUUCAAGGGCCAUUCGGAGACAGGUCCAAUCAAUACGAGUCAUUCUCGACAGCCUGCAGGCAAAAGGCAAAGAGAGACAAUGGCUACGGCACCAGUCAAUUGGAGAGCUCGACGACACCAAAAUAAUCGAUGGCUUGACAGGAGAGAAGGCAAUUUAUAAGCGAAGAGGAGAACUGGAGCCCGAACUUGGUAGUCCCCAGCAGAAACCCAAGCGCUUGCGGCUGCUAGUGGAUGUCUCUGGCAGCAUGUACCGCUUCAAUGGAGUUGAUGGCAGACUGGAACGCUCCAUGGAGGCAGUCUGCAUGGUUUUGGAAGCCUUUGAAAAUUAUGAGCAUAAAUUUAAGUAUGACAUUAUUGGUCACUCGGGAGAUGGAUUCAACAUCGAGUUAGUCAGGAGUGAAAAACUCCCGGGAAACAACAAGGAGAGACUGCAGGUUAUGAAGACAAUGCAUGCCCAUGCCCAGUUUUGUAUGAGUGGCGACCAUACUCUUGAAGGAACAGAGCACGCAGUCCAAGAGAUUGCCAAGGAAGAGGCAGAUGAACAUUUUGUCAUUGUUCUGAGUGAUGCUAACCUGGAGCGAUAUGGCAUAAACCCUGCAAGGUUUGCCCAAGCCUUGACUUGCAACCCUCAAGUUAAUGCUUUCGCCAUUUUCAUUGGAUCUCUGGGUGACCAAGCAGAAAGGCUACAGCAGACUCUGCCAGCUGGGAGGUCCUUUGUUGCCAUGGACACAAAGCAAAUCCCACAGAUUCUACAACAGAUCUUCACAUCCACGAUGCUGUCAACGGCCUAAGGAUUGUCCCAGUAAGAGUGAUGUGCACCAGGCGAUGGUGGGAAAAAAUACACUCAAGAUUAAUUUAUCUCCAUUCACAGGCAGCGGCUGGGCGCCUAUACAAUGAGUGCAAUGACCCUUCUAUCAUGUUUAGUUGGCGGGAAGGUCACAAUCCCGGGGGAGUUGGGACAAUGAUGGGAAGAUUCUCUGUGACUAACCAUGUUUUACACAGAAGUGAGGAUUUGAGCGCUUUUAGCAAAAUAUGGACUGGUGACAAAUUUUCCUUCCAUCUCUUUCUUUCCUUACAGACAGGUUGUUAAAUUAAAGAGCACCCGCACAAUAUAUAGAUACGCUGUUAAUUGCUAUGAAAAUAUAGUCUUACUUUUAAAUUACUUUUAUUAGUCUUCUCCAAAUUCCAGAAGAAAGAGUAUUAAACCCUUAUUUUGAUUUUGGUGACUUGAAAAACAGUUUAAAGUACUCUGAUUUCAGAAUGAGAUGCAUCCCUGCAGCUAGAAGCUAAUGUUGGAAAGACAUUCAAGGCACAUGAUGGAUUUAUGGCCCCUUCAGUGACCUUUCACUAAAAGCCAUCCAUGUCCAAGCCACUGAAGGAUAGGAAGGAAUUCCUCUGUUCAGAGUGAAACCUGGUGAAAACGUACAUAAAGCUAAGAGGGAAAGAGACCUGAUGAUGUAAAGCACACUGGCAGCAAGGGUUAGUGUCACUGAAAGGGGCAGAAGUUGAGGACUACACAAGUGACAUGUAAAAUAAGAAUCAAUAGGUGUCAAAGCAAAACGAAUAUAAAAAGAACUGUGGGUCACCUAGACACUCUUACUCGGUUCUUCCUUCACUAGCUGUGCUGGAUAACUCUGUGACUAUCUACUACCAGGGUAGCUAUCUGCCGAUAGAUCAUCUCUCUCCACACUUUUGUUUCUGCCUGUCUCCUCUCAAAUGUUUUUCCCAGAAUAUGUGCAUGUGCUCUGGCUGAAUAUUCAAAGGGUCGAUGUUGGUGAGACCCUUUUCACAGCAUGUCCACUGAUUAUCAUUGAUCUUCAGUGAGUUGGAUCUCUGUAUUAAAUCCAGUGCGUGAAGAGAGACUCAGGAAUUAAUCUGUAAAAAUAUUAGGAUGUAAUUUACACACAAGGUUGCUUGGAAUAUCAGGAAGGUAAAUGAUAUAUUGAUCAAAAGAUAAUUUCAUUUGUAACAUAUAUAUACAGAAUAAAGUUCAACCUGUUUAUCAUCUCA